GGUAAAGCAUAAUUAUUCCAAAGAUUCGUUUCCUUUUCUCCAUUCUCUUUAACCCUUUGAAUCACGGAUCGCCGGUGGCGAUCUCACGUAUACUCAUCAAAAGUAAACACGUGUCGCUCUUUCAACAACUAUACGGUAAAGCACAGAUAAUUCCAGGAAGCACCUGAUAAGUGUCCCCCAGCGCCAACAGCACAGAUAGAGAGAGAGAGAGAGAGAGAGAAUCCUCUCCGUUCCCACCGUGCCAGCGCAUGCUCCAUUGUGAAAUUCCUCUGCAAUCUUCUCAAUUUCUCCGUCAUCAAUCCCAACAUGCUUUAUCUCCUACUCUCGCUAGGGUUUUAGCUCACCCUCGCGACUGAAGCGAUUUCUUCGUGAACCUAUUUUUAGCUUCUAGGGUUUCGUCAACCGCCAUGGCCGAGUGGCAGUCUCUCCUCCAAUCGAUUAUUGUCGGCCUCAUUUUCUCUUACCUUCUCGCCAAGCUCAUCUCCAUCGUCGUUUCAUUCAAAGAUGACAACCUCACCGUCACGCGCGCUGCCAUUGCCACCGCCGCCGCCGAGCGCGUUGAAUCCGAGGCUGUUAAACGCGAAGACGUCGUUCCAGAUUCUGCGGCCUCGCUCAGGUUAGAGGAGCAGUCCGUGGUGGCCGAGCACGGUAGCGUGAGGAAUGAUAGUGACGGCGACUACGACGAUGAUGAUUGGGAAGGUGUGGAGAGCACCGAAUUGGACGAGGCAUUCAGCGCAGCGACGGCGUUCGUGGCCGCCGCCGCCGCUGAUCGGCUCUCGCAGAAGGUGUCGAGCGACUUGCAGCUCCAGCUCUACGGGUUGUACAAGAUUGCCACCGAAGGUCCCUGCAGCACGCCCCAACCUUCGCCCCUCAAAAUGACCGCACGUGCUAAAUGGCAAGCGUGGCAGAAAUUGGGCGCGAUGCCUCCUGAAGAUGCAAUGCAGAAGUACAUUGAUAUUGUGACUGAACUGUAUCCUGCUUGGCUUGAUGGUUCAUCUUUGAGGAGUAGAAGUGGUGAUGGUGCUGGCUCUGGUUCAGAGGCUAAGGGACCAAUGGGGCCAGUUUUCAGUACUUUUGUUUAUGAAGAAGAAUAUGGCAGCGACUCGCAAAUGGAAGCCAUUCAUGGAUUUGCCAGGGAAGGAGAUAUGGCUAAUCUUCUCAAGUGUAUUGAAAAUGGUGUUUCAGUUAAUUUGAAAGACAGUGAGGGCCGGACACCAUUACACUGGGCUGUGGAUCGUGGCCACCUUAAUGUCACAGAGUUGCUUCUGAGCAAGAAUGCUGAUGUGAAUGCCAAGGAUAAUGAUGGACAAACUGCCUUGCAUUACGCUGUUACGUGUGAGAGAGAAGGCAUAGCUGAGUAUUUAGUGAAGCAUAAUGCAGACAUAAAUUCAAAAGAUAAUGAUGGGAAUUCACCGCGAGACAUCUGUGAGCCAAGCUGGCCGUGUUUGCAGCACGUGGGGGAAGUAAACUGAUUGCUUGUUUGCUUCAUGCUGGUUCUGGCCAAUGCAACCAUUUAUCCUAAUCCCUUCAGGAUGUACGUGUCUAUAUAACUUUUUUUUGUCCUUACGCAUGGUGUAUACACCCUUUUCUGUCUAUGCACCGCUUAGGUAAUUGUUCAUCAGGUAUAUUCUGUUUUAAUAUUGUUCCUCUGCUCAAUUCAAAGAUAUAGAAGGAAACUAGAGAGAGUAAACAGGGAAAGGGAGAAAAUCUGUAACGUUAUACGUUCCUCGGAAAACCUUCUACCACCCCUUCGAUUGAAGGUGAUACAGAUUUACAGGGUUAUUUUAGAUCUUAAAUUGGUGUUAA
Molecule: messenger RNA, 1806 nt
Organism: Vigna umbellata (rice bean)
Lineage: Eukaryota; Viridiplantae; Streptophyta; Magnoliopsida; Fabales; Fabaceae
Gene: ACBP1
Product: acyl-CoA binding protein 1
Molecular function (GO): protein binding; fatty-acyl-CoA binding
Source: RefSeq, a predicted model, not a curated record